Molecule: messenger RNA, 465 nt
Organism: Rosa rugosa (rugosa rose)
Lineage: Eukaryota; Viridiplantae; Streptophyta; Magnoliopsida; Rosales; Rosaceae
Exons: 1
Coding region: 1-465 (154 amino acids)
Source: RefSeq, a predicted model, not a curated record
AUGGGUCCAAUCUAUGAGCAUGGCCCUAACCAUCAAAAACAAGAAAGGUUUGUUGAUGGAACUCUCAACAAACCGGUUGACAACCCUAAUGAACAACGACAAUGGGAUCGUUGCAACAUGCUUGUUAAGACUUGGCUGCUAGGAGCCAUGUCGAAGGAAAUUUCCAGCAGUGUGAUUCAUUGCAAAGAUGCAAGAGGCAUGUGGCUUGAAUUUCAAGAAAGAUUUUCUCAUACCAACACGGUUCAACUGUUUCACAUCGAGAAUGCAAUCCAUGAUUGUGAGCAAGGUACAAACUCGGUCACAUCCUUUUUGACAAAGCUCAAAGGCCUCUGGGAUGAGAAGGAUGCACUUUGUGCGUUUCCCCCUUGCAGUUGUGACACAGCCACAGAAGUGAAGGCUUAUAUGGAGACGCAAAAGACCAUGAAGUUCUUGAUAGGGCUCAGCAACAAUUAUGCAACGAUCUGA